This is a messenger RNA of Pseudophryne corroboree (corroboree frog), 2859 nucleotides long. It is a transcript of the gene XXYLT1, whose product is annotated as xyloside xylosyltransferase 1. The transcript has 4 exons. Gene Ontology annotation, biological process: protein O-linked glycosylation via N-acetylgalactosamine. Gene Ontology annotation, molecular function: xylosyl alpha-1,3-xylosyltransferase activity. The record is from RefSeq and is a predicted model, not a curated record. Bases 129 to 1274 code for a protein of 381 amino acids. Gene Ontology annotation, cellular component: endoplasmic reticulum membrane. NCBI's taxonomy places the organism in Eukaryota, Metazoa, Chordata, Amphibia, Anura, Myobatrachidae.
AGAAGUGAUUGGCUGAUUGCUCUUUCGGUCACGUGAUCGUCCCUGCACAUCCAGUAUGGCUUCCUCCUGUAGCACGGCACAGAGCUGGCAAUGAGCGGUGUAAAUAGACGCUUGGCGGGCGGCUGGGCAUGAGCAAAGGGCAGCUGCUGGGUAGGAUCAUCACCAUGAGGUCCUACCAAGCCUUCCUGCUCUUCGUGGCAGCCCUGGCUGUGUUCGCCUUCUAUUACCUGGGGUCUGGGAAGGAGAAUUUCUCCAGCACCACCAGGCGGAUGAAGCAGAACAGCGCUGCCCACAGUAUGAGCCCAGAGUCGGACCUGUACUCUUCUUCAUCGGAGCUGAAACUCAGUGAGGGCAAGAGCAAGACCCUGGAGAGCCGCGGGGUGCUGGACUACCACCUGCUGAUGAUGUUUACUAAGGUUGACCGGAGUCCUGGGCUGGGGGACAAGUUCCAGGUGGCUCUCAGCUCCCUGGUGAAGUAUGGCAAGUUUGAGAGCAAUGAGGUGCUCAGCCUGCACUUUGUGUCUGACGAGCCCAGCAAGGAGAUUGGCAAAGCUAUGCUAAGGGACCUGCUACAGGGGGCCAGCUUCAAGUAUAAGGUAAUUUUCCAUGAUGUCAGUGCCCUGACCGAUAAGUUGUUCCCAAUAGUAGAGGCCAUGCAGAAGCUCUUCAGUGCCGGCACUGGAACCUACUACAGUGACUCCAUCUUUUUCCUGUCUGUUGCUCUACAUCGCGUAAUGCCAAAAGAUAUAUCCCGAAUCAUUCAGCUGGAUCUAGAUCUGAAGUUUAAGACUAACAUCCGAAGACUGUUUGAGGAGUUUGAUAACUUUUUGCAGAGUUCGGUUAUUGGAAUAGCACAUGAAAUGCAGCCUGUUUACAGACAUACAUUUUGGCAGUACCGUCAGGAGAACCCAAACACCAAGGUUGGUGGCCCACCCCCAGAUGGAAUGCCUGGUUUUAAUAGUGGAGUCAUGCUGUUGAACCUAGAAGCCAUGCGCCAGUCCAAACUUUACAACCAACUACUGGAACCAAAUGCUGUGCGAGAGUUUGCAGAGAAAUAUCACUUCAAAGGCCAUCUGGGGGACCAGGACUUUUUCUCCAUGAUUGGAAUGGAACACCCUGAACUAUUCUAUGUUCUAGAUUGUGGCUGGAAUAAACAACUGUGCACUUGGUGGAAAGAACAUGGCUAUAAUGACAUCUUCGAUCAAUAUAACAACUGUGAAGGCCACAUCAAAAUAUAUCAUGGCAACUGCAAUACUCCCAUUCCUGAAGAUUAGGACUUACAGUAGUAUAGUAUACUAUCUAAACCAGAAAGGACAGUGGUAAAGUCUCAGAAGUAUUUUGCUAAAUUAAAGGAGUAAUUUAAUUGCAUUUAUUUGGUUACACUUUUCAACAUAUGACGAUGGCAAAAUUAUGUAACCGAUGACUUAUGUUGGGGCUAAAACCAGAUUCAGCUUACCUUAAGUGUUGUUGAUCUUCACUCAACGUAUUGAACAAAAACCACUAGCUACAGUACAUAACUUUUUCCUAUGAUGCAAUGUGCCAAGCAUGUAGAUACACAUGUAUUUAAGUGCUUCUCAUUUGCUCAUUUCCUCAGUCAUUUGUUAUAGUAAUGUUAUUAUUAUGAGUUUGUCAUAGCAGACACUAAAACAUUGCUCAAUGAUUUUAAAUACUCGCGUGAUGUUUUUGUUUGUUUAAUGCUUUAAACAAUGCAGCUUUUGUGUUGGCUAUUGUGCUAGCUAUGUAUUUAAAGCCUACAUCAAAGUAAAUGGUGGUGUGUUUUUGUAACCGUUUGGCUAGCUCUUAUAAGUUUGUUUUACUAUCAUUAAUUAUUCUUAUGGGAUCAGUGCAUUUGAAAAUGUAGAAAUGUUUGUAUUCUGUUUUGUUUUUUUGUUUUGCUAUUAAGUUAACCAUGUUGGUACCAAGUUCUAAUAAUUAUCUUGUUGGGGGUUCUUGUGUGGCUUGUGCAGGACCACCAAAUAUAAGAAGAGAGCUAGAAUGUUUCUUAUAGUUGUAGGCACCAACAGAGCUUUUACACGUCUUCCAGAAAUGUCUAGUGAUUGAUUAUUUUAUCAUUGUAUCUGCAUAAAAUAAUCUAGCCUUUUAGUUAUGAACCUGAAUUGAAAUCUGUAUGUGCAACUCUUUGUUUGCUUCAUUAAUAACUAAAUAUCCGAUGUGCUCCUAUGCCGUUAUUCUGUGUAUUCUUUAUUUGAUUGGAGCAGACUGAAAGAUGUGCUUGGCCAAUCAUCACUUUGGUGUGUGUAUGCAGUCACUGGCCAAGCAUGAUACAUGUAGGUGUAUACAAUUAGCUCCAAUCAUUUUGGAGCUGUUGAAUUUGACUCCAUGGGUAUUUAAUUGCGGGCCAUUUUCUCCCGUUUUUAAGGCAUUUUCGUUAAUGCCUUUUCACCGUUUUGUUUUGAGUGAAAAGGCAUUGGCGAAAAUGCCUCAAAAUCAGCUAAAACAGCCCCCGUAUUCGGCGGCGCAGGUGUGAAAUUAUGUGGAUCCGCCAAUCCACAUAUUUUUCACUCCUGAAGAAUGUUUCGCAUAGGCGAAAAACCGUCCCUGAUAUUGCAUAGGGCGAAUCCCCAUUCACCCUAAAAAUAGCUAAUUGCAUGCUCCUAAUGGGCUCUUUAUAAUAUGGUCUUUCAGUCCAAUGUUUUCCUUCUUGUUCCAUUAUUUUGAAGACUUACCACACUGCGUCAUUUGUGGCUACUGCUAUGCGUCCUUGAUGUGUCGAUAAAGUAUGUUUUAUUUACCAGUAUAUUCUGUAUGAUCAGAUUAUAGUUGUAUUCGUUAGAAUGACACAUUCGUUUUAUGUUUUUGUUUUGGGUGUUUCCAACUUAAAAAAUCAAAAUUCCUCCA